UCCAAAGGACGAAGCAUUAUAAUGGCGGACCUGUUGAUCAGCAAUCUAGAGGAACCAGUCUGGAUCUAUCGUGAGACUUCCCAGCUAGAAGUCACUACCGAUGAUCGGGUGACGAUUGUAUGCGCAGCUUUGAUCUACAACCACACCGAUCAGAUCACGUUUUACCUGAAUGAAACAGUAGUUGUGCAGAGCGAUGAGGAAGGUUUACUCCUAGAAAGCUGGUAUGAAGGUUACGCCUUUCGGAAGCGUUUGGUUAUACAAUCGGCUACCGAGGAACAUAACGGUAAGUUACGCUGUGAGGUAAAGGCUCGAAACUCGGAUCAAGUCGUGAGAAAAGAGCUACAACUUCUGGUGAAGGCACCGAUAGCACCGAGUAUUUUGGAUGAUCAUGAGGAAGAACAGCGAGAACUCGGAUUAGGAGAUUCUGUUGCGUUUCAAUGCUUUGUCUCUGGUACGCCAAAACCCUCAAUAGAGUGGUUGAAAGAUGGAGAACCCAUUGAGCAAAACGAAGGAAUUCAUAUGACUAACGAAUCGUUGAUCGUCCAGUUUUUUAAGGGAAAAGAUGCAGGCGUGUACACUUGUCAAGCUAGCAAUAAGAUGGCUACUGUAAGGAAGGUUUGGGACUUAAGAGUGAAAACAAUCGCCAUCAAACAGUCCUUGAUCGUGGUGAUACUGAUGAUUUUAUUUGUGACCAUUAUAGUCAUUGUCCUUAUUUCGCUAUUCUAUUGCAAGAAAAGGCGGGAAUUUUAUGCAUUGAAAGAGGUAGCUUUUACAAACUUCGUUCAAGAUGACAUCAAUCAAAUUGAUCCAGAGCUUACGCUCGACGAACAAGCUGGAGAGUUGUCGUACAAAACAGAGUACGAAUUCCCCAAGGAAAAGUUGAAACUUGGAAAACUCUUAGGAGUGGGAUUGUUCGGUGAAGUGAUGAAAGCUACUGCUCAAGGAAUAAUGGGUAACGAGGAAGAAACGACGGUAGCUGUUAAAAAGGUUAAAAAUCACACUGACAACCAAGUUAUACGAGCGCUUAUCUCCGAGUUCAAAAUCAUGAUUCAUCUGGGACAACAUCUCAACGUCGUUAGUUUGCUGGGAGCUGUUACCAAGAACAUUGCGAAACGGGAAUUGCUGGUUAUAGUAGAAUACUGUCGUUUCGGAAAUAUUCGGAAAUUUCUGCUGCAUCAUCGUCCCUACUUUGUUGACCAAAUCAAACCUGAAACGGAUGAAAUCGAUGGUACUUCACAACCACUGAAAAACAGGAAUACGGAAGUGAAGGACGAAUGUAAGCAAGAGGCAUCCUCAGGAUCAACUUCAGGAAAGUCAAGCCGUUCGGUCACCUCCACGGAUUUGGUCUGUUGGGCCUCCCAAGUGGCCUGCGGCAUGGAAUACUUGGCCUCCAGGAAAGUUGUCCAUGGAGAUCUUGCCGCUCACAAUGUACUGCUCUGUGAAAAUAAUGUGGUCAAGAUCUGCGGCUUCGGAUUAGCUCAAUCGAUGCUCUAGAACGACAAGGAAGAGACUCCGAUGCCGUUCAAGUGGCUAGCCUUGGAGUGCUUCGACGAGAAGGCGUUCAGCACCCAAUCGGAUGUGUGGGCGUACGGUGUUAUGCUGUGGGAACUUUUCUCUCUGGCCAAAGUACCAUAUCCAGGGAUGGGAGCUGAUUCGGAACUGUACAACAAACUACGCGAUGGAUAUCGCUUGGAGAAGCCACAGUAUUCUACCCAGUAUAUCUACGGUAUCAUGUUGAAUUGUUGGAACGCCAAACCAAAUUCCCGUCCGACGUUCAAAGAUCUGAAGCGUCGUCUCGACGCCAUGCUACCCAAGGAUCUGCAAAACCAUUUCAUCGCUCUACAUGAGGCUAUAAACGCAGUAAAAAGAAAACGAGGGCAGAAAGAUUGCUCUGUCAACAUGGGAGCACUGGAAAAGCCGGCAUCUACCGUAUCAUCUGCUUUUGAUGAUGUUGUUUUAUCACAUUUAUCAACAGCAGUCGAUAGUACGGAAUUCUCGCAGGAAGAUACCGAAUCCGACGACUCGGACGGAAGUCAUUUCGAUUCCGUCGCCUUCAACAAGGGCCGACCGUCACUGACACUCAGGACGGUCAGAGGAGAAAUCACGACGCAACAAACAAGCAGCAAAAAACGCAACAAAUGCCAGAGGAGAUACCGAUGUUGUGAACCCAUUAUUGUCUGAAUCUCAGCCUGUUACUUGGACUUGACUCUAUGAAAAAUUACAGUUCAAAUCAUCACUCAAAAACUGCGAAAAAAAAAAUUAAAUGAUACAUAUUCGGAACAGCACAGCCAUAACCAAUUUUUAACACUAAACAUUCCGCCACUUUCUUUAAACCUAUUUAUACCGUAACGAGACUCAAAUAUAUAGUACUGACAAUAUUCAGUUGGAAUCAUUUAUUACAAAGUUA
Uranotaenia lowii is the source of this 2407-nucleotide messenger RNA. RefSeq names its product vascular endothelial growth factor receptor kdr-like. Gene Ontology annotation, biological process: cell surface receptor protein tyrosine kinase signaling pathway; multicellular organism development; protein phosphorylation. The record is from RefSeq and is a predicted model, not a curated record. The transcript is spliced from 6 exons. Gene Ontology annotation, cellular component: signaling receptor complex. Gene Ontology annotation, molecular function: ATP binding; transmembrane receptor protein tyrosine kinase activity. NCBI's taxonomy places the organism in Eukaryota, Metazoa, Arthropoda, Insecta, Diptera, Culicidae.